Messenger RNA from Diorhabda sublineata, 4459 nucleotides. It is a transcript of the gene omd, whose product is annotated as integrator complex subunit 5. The record is from RefSeq and is a predicted model, not a curated record. The transcript is spliced from 14 exons. Gene Ontology annotation, biological process: snRNA 3'-end processing. NCBI's taxonomy places the organism in Eukaryota, Metazoa, Arthropoda, Insecta, Coleoptera, Chrysomelidae. Gene Ontology annotation, cellular component: integrator complex. Bases 114 to 2960 code for a protein of 948 amino acids.
AGUAUCCAAAACGUUGACAGAAUAAAUAAUAACAAAUUUUAUGGUUAGAAAUGAAAAAAUAUCGCCGAUAAUAUUAUUUUUAUAGUUAGCAAGCUAUAGUGAAAAUUAUCUAAAUGUCGCAGAAUAAUAUAACUACCGUAGUUAGAACUGCGCCACAACAAGACUUGAUGAAUGAAUUGAAUUUUUUCUUAAAAGGUGUAACGAAGAAAGAACUAUGUAAUGAAAUUGAUUUGACUAAGUCUGCACUAAUUCUUUUAAAAUGCCUACCUUCUACUAAAAUAGCCGUUUUAGAAUAUCUUUGUAGCGUCUUUGAAAACGCGGCAAAAAUAUAUAUACAAGCUCUUGAGACUGAAAUAAAUACAGGAAAAGCGCCGCUUUCUUCAGAAGAUGAUGAAUUGAUAGUAUCAGAUAUACAUUCGGUUCUUUCGACUUUAAUUGCUGAUAAUCCAGUUGCUUGGGCACCUUUGAUAAGUUCGUGGUCAUUAGAAUUACUCGGGGAAAUUUCCAGCAAAUAUUCUGGGAGAGCACAUUUUUCAUCAAAUUUAAAUGAAACUUUACAAUUAUGGAUGAGCUGUAGAGGAACUAGAACAUUGAUGGAUAUCAAUACAAAAUGUUUAUCUAGUCUCAUCCAUUCUAAUACAGAAGCAUGUAUUAGUGCGCUUUUAGAUACUUCUGUGAAACAUUCACCACAUUUUGAUUGGGUUGUCGCUCAUGUUGGUAGUUGUUUUCCCAAUACAGUGAUAACAAGAGUAUUGUCUGUUGGUCUGAAAGAUUUCUGCCAAAAUAAAUCCUAUGAUCAAGAAUGUAAUGCACCAAAAUUAAAGUCUGUUGUUGGUAUAUUAGGCCAUUUAGCCGGUAGCCACGUAGAAGAUAUUAGAAAAGCAAUUUUGGAUAUGUUUGUUUGGAGCCUUAGGGAAACAUUACAAGACACAGAUAUAGAAAGAUUACAGAAAAAAGCGACUGUGCCAUAUAUUCUACAACUAAUAUAUCUGUCAUCAACAUUGCUUUCUUCAAUUUGUAUUGAUAUUAGAAAUUUUUUGACGGUAGAUGUUAUUGUGAGGCUGUAUUAUUUUGUUGAAAAUUGGUGUAAAUAUUUUGGAACACCAGAAGCUCUAGAGGAAUUAGUGACAUCUUUAAUCCUUCGUUGUGAGAAUAAUGGUAUUCAGCUAAUAAAGCUCAUGUUUGAAUGCAUAUUAAUAGACAAUAUUAAAACAAAUGAAGAGAUUAAAAAUGAAAUAGUAGAUAAAACCAAAGAUCUUCUUACGAUUGUAUUACAAGAAAUGGAGGAAUCUAUUAGACAUAACAAUGCAGUUGGUCUUAUUCAGUCUUUGUCAAAGGAAAGUACAGAAUUGGUACAGAUGCUACUGAGUACGGAAAAAGUUAUAUCCGAUACUGCCGCACAAAUUGUUGUACUAUUAGGUCAUCUUUACCCAUCAUUGUUGAUAACAAUCAUUCAAUGUUUAUUGAAAUCAUCUACUACUGAUAACCAGUUGAUUUUACUGAUAAAAAUUUUAACAAAUGAUCUUAUUGACAAAACAGCGUUGCCCUAUUCAGAAAAAGGAGGACAUUUUUCUGUUGUAGUUGAACAAAUAUUAAAUCGUAAUAUUCAAAAGUUUUGUACAUCAAAUGAAGAAAAUUUAGAUUUAUCCCAAAUGUGGCAUAAUCUUUUGAAAAUGUUAAGGUGGGAAAAAAGUGACAAAGCUCCUAUCUUGAAAUCUAGAAUAAUUACAAGGUCUUUGGAAGCCAACUUGACAAAUUUAACUGCUUUAUUGAGCAAUGAAGUAUUGCAUAUGCAUGUUAUAGCAGAUAUAUUGGAUACCAUGGAAAUACCUGUAUUAAAUGCUUCAUACAAUCCACCAAUAGCAGUGGUUUUAAAUUUGACUCAAUCAACUGUAAACUAUUUCUUUGCCUGUUGUAAGGACAAUGGUACUGCUUCAAAGUUGAAGGGAUAUAAAAAAGUAAACAACAUACUUAAACGAUUGUGUUUAUAUUCUAAGGUUGCUAAAGUAUUAGCUCUUAGAGAGCUAUUGGAAAGAGCUUUAUUUCGUUGUGAUAAUAUUCUGUUUGGUGCUAAGAUUAAUGAGAUAGAUAACGACAAUGAAAAAAUGCUUCUGAAGCAAAAUAAAAAAAUUAGCAAAACUAUACCUCUUACAAAACAUUCUACUGUUUUCAAUGGUGGUAUAAUUGGUACGGGUAAAAGAAAGUCUGUAACAUAUGACACACUUCCCUCUCAGACAAUAGCGCAUAAUAAGAUUCAAUUAAUAAAUGCCAUCAAAGCUUGUUGCGCUUUACCAGAUGAACACAAAUAUACAGAUAUGUCUUGGGAUAGUAUGACGCUUUUAUCAUUAUUAUUGGUACAAUUUGUGAGUCCUGAUGUUAUGUACAACGGAUUACCAUGGCCAGAGGAGGAAUUUUCAAAGGUAACAAUGGAAAGAGAUUUAUUUAUUAGAAGACUUUUUACUAAUACACCACUCCUUUGGGAUAUACUUAGUUUUGUAGCAGUUUAUCGUCCAGCAGUUUGUUAUUGUUCAGUAUUAAUAAGGGCUUUAACGGCCACUUUGAUAAAUCAGUGGAAGAGUAUGGGUGAACAAAGUAAAGACGACGAUUCUGAAAAUUAUAAAAAUUUAAUGUACACAACAAUUCAGUUAAUAGAUAUAAUGGCACUGGGGCAACUUCUACCACCUCCUCUGUCUAGUAUCCGAGAUGUUUUACCAUAUCUAAAGUCCUUCGAGAUUGUUGCUGUUCUGAGAGAAUGCGUUUGGUGUUAUUUGAGAGAUCAUAUUCCCUCUCCCGCAUUAUUUGGUUGUGAUUCUAAUGGAGUUCAUUGGAGAGAUCCCAUCAUCGCUAGACCGCCGGACAUUUAUACAAAUACUCUAAGGAUUAUAAUGCAGAGGAAUAUAAAGUCUUUAGGUCAUAUGUAUGCACAGAUGUUUAUUAAUGUACCUUCACAUGAAUCCUAGUUGUUUAAAUUGGAAUAUAAUUUAUAAUUUUAGUAUUAGAUUUAUUAUUUAAAUCAAUGCGUUUUAUAUUUUUUUUUUCUCUUUUACUCAUUUUGUUCUAGAAGGAUUCUUUGACGAAAAACUAAAUAUUGCACACAAAUAAAUAUUUAAAGUUUGAGCCACUAACCAAAUAGAAAAUCUAUUUCAGCACAAUUUUUUUCAAGUUAAGAAUCACAUAACAGAUUUAAGCGAGAAAAGUUUUCUACUUAGUUACACUGGAAUGAAAUGUUAAACUUAAACUAAGAUAUAAUAGAUUUCAUUGUGAAAUCGUUAAAAACUCUUGUAUCAGACGGUCUUUUACAUGUUGUUAUAUUUAAGCUUGUUUUUAAGCUCUUUUUACUUAUUAGUUUAAGCGGUCUCUUUUGUGUAUGGUAUUUGUGAUUAUAUAUAUAGAAAGUAUUUUGCAAUAAGUAAAAGUGUUUUGAUCCUUUUAAUCGUACCUAAACUUGUAAAGAUAACGUUCAAUAAUAAGCUUCGGAAAUUUUUGUAUGGAUAAAUGUUUGAAAAUCUUCUCUAAUAUAUCACGUCACAAUAAAAAUAUUUAAAUAUUUACAAAUUGAUCCGAAAAACAUUUAAAACUCAACUUUUCAUAUAAAUAUGUCUAUAUAUUUAGUAAUCGUGUAAAUUAAUGUCUAAUCUUUUAAAUUCUUCAUCUUCUAAGAAUCUCCAUUUGUAUCCCAAAAUUUGCGAUACUUCUUUUUCGACCGAUUCAUACGUCUGACUAUUAGUUUCCAACCAAAAAUAAAAUUCGUCAGUCCAAUCGGGUUUCGGUUUCCAGUCAGUUUCUAUUAUCACAGCGUCACCACGAAUAUAUAAACGUUUUAAAUUCCUUCCGUAAUAAGCUAAAAGCAAAACCGUACAAGUUGAUAUCCUCUCAGUAAUUAUCUGAAAUAAAUAAAACGAUAGAAUCAGAUGAAACUAAUAUAAAUACACUUACCAACAUAGAUAAAUAUGUGCAUUGUUGAACUAACAUUACUAAAUUCUCGUCCGCUCUUUCGGUAAUUAAUUUUGAUUGUUUGAACAUAGGUAUAUUUUUGUGACCGUAAAUUCUUAAAUCAUUUCCAUAAAAAUCUAUAGCUGUCACUAUCGCAUCCAGUUUCACCUAUAAAUAAUAAUAUACAUAAUACGCUCAAACAAAUACGGGAAUAUAAUUUUCUUUGAGGUUCGGCCCUAAUUACAUAUUAUAAAAAUUAUAUACUCUCGAACACGUAAAUUAAUUCACGGUCUUAUUUCAUUUAUUAAUGGACGUUACAGGUACGAAACUGAUUGUUCUGCAGAAAGGACUGCUGUUGCUCUUACGAAUGCAGUUCGUGUCGCUACUGUAAAUAAAUAUGUACAGCAGUAGUCGUAAUAGAUUUAUGUUUUAUGUGAAAAAAUUUAAAUGAAAAGAAAUUUAUAAUAGUUAAUAUUUAUAAUGUGAACGUAUUUUUGAAUAAAAAUAUGAAAAAGAAAAUUUAUUC